UAUUUUUAAGUUCACAUACCAUCAAUAAACAUUUUGCUGUCUAACAGAACCGAGUCCCAAAAAUGCUGUGUAGGUAGGCGACUCAAAAUGUUUUGGGACACCGCCUCGUUUUCAAGAAUCCCUAUUGGUCAGACUAACGCUUCCACUGCCACAAUACUGCACACACGUGACCCUGCUUUUCUGUACACACACAUUAAAACACACAGCAGGCAGUUAAAAGACAACGCCAUGACGUUUUGACCAACAAUUUUACCACAGAUUCACACUAAACACCAUGAACCCUUUCCGUUGACCAGCACGCACUGUUUUACCCGUAAUGGCGAGCGCGCUGCAGAUGAAACACUCCAGCCUGGAGCACACGCGGAAGCGCGUGAUAGAUCCACGGAGGAGGCAAGCUGCACUCUCAUUCCUCAGCAACAUCUCUCUGGACGGACGACCCGUGCAGGACGACGGGGAUCAGCAGACGGACCAGGAUGACACCUCAGUUAUGGAGACGAGGACUAGACAGAGCCUGGUUUCUGCAGUGGGCCAGCAGCAGCAGCAGGCAUUGGCCGCAGCAGCGAACCAGGCUCUCAGCAGUGCCCGUACUGCGGGCUUUAUGGCUGGGAUCACGGGUCCCAGUUCGACCGCUGCUGCUCCUCCUCCAGCGUGCAGUGCUGAUGUGGAGGGGGACGCAUGCAGUGCUCAGGUCAUCCAGUCUGUGCUCCCCUUCAGCUCCCCUUUUUCUGCAGUGCCACCGGCUACAAGAGGGAGACUCCAGACAUACACUCAGGGAAUCCUGCCUGUUUCUUACUCCAGGCAGUCCGGCCAGAACUACUGCUGUUUGGAGGGGGGGCAGAUAGCCAAUUCUGCCCUGGAGCUCCAGAGAUCCAGACGGAGACUGAUAUCCCAGCGGUCUUCGCUGGAAACUCUGGAGGAUAUUGAGGAAAACGCUCCACUACGCAGAUGCCGAACUUUAUCUGGUUCACCCCGACCAAAGAGUUUCAAAAAGAUCCACUUUAUCAAAAACAUAAGGCAACAUGAUAUGCGCAAUGGAAGGAUAGUCCUUAUCAGUGGCAGAAGAUCCUUCUAUAGUGUUUUUUCUGUCCUGCCCUAUCGAGAUUGUAGCCAAACAGGGCAGAGCUCUGAGGUGUUUUCUUGCCCCGGCAGGGAUGUGAAGGCAGAAAGCGGACGCCAGCGACACCCAUCAGGAGGCAUGAGUGCCAAGGAGAUGGUGAUCGGCCUAGAGGGUGUUGAAUUGGGUGCAGAUGGCAAGACUGUUUCAUACACACAGUUCCUUUAUCCAACCAAUGUCCUGGGUCGUCGAAACACCAUCGACUCCACAUCGUCGUUCUCGCAGUCCCGUAAUGCCAGUCACCGAAGCCUCAUUUUGGCACGUGCCAACAGUACCCAGAGUAGCCUUGAUACAGGGAAUGAAUUGGGAGAUUUCAGGGAGUAUGACCCAAAUCUUCUGGAUGACCCACAAUGGCCAUGUGGGAAGCACAAAAGAGUGCUUAUCUUUCCCUCAUACAUGACCACAGUCAUUGAGUACGUCAAGCCAUCUGACCUCAAGAAGGACAUGAAUGAGACCUUUAAGGAGAAGUUCCCUCACAUUCGUCUUACGCUGAGCAAGAUAAGGAGUCUGAAGAGGGAGAUCCGUAAACUAGCUCAGGGGGAAUGUGGAUACGAGGAGUCCACAGUGGCCAUGGCUUUCGUUUACUUCGAGAAGCUGGUGCUGCAGGGUAAACUCCACAAGCAGAACCGAAAGCUCUGCGCCGGAGCCUGCGUCCUGCUGGCGGCCAAGAUCAGCGGAGACUUGAAGAAACACGAAGUCAAGAUUCUCAUUGAUAAACUGGAGGAGAGGUUUCGGGUGAACCGACGUGAGCUGAUCGCCUUUGAGUUCCCCGUUCUGGUGGCCCUGGAGUUCAACCUGCACCUCCCGGAGCACGAGGUCAUGCCCCAUUAUAGACGCCUCCUGCAAAACUCCUAGCGACAGCCCUCCGUCAGGGGAAUCCUCCUCUCCUGAUUUUUCCAUCCCAAGAUCUCCUCGGCCCUAUGCACGUCGCCAACGUUCACAAUCGUAUGCAGAUGUUGGAAUGAAGACAACAUUAUUCACAAGACUUCUAUUUAGCCAAAGUGACAACUUUAUAUUAAAAGUUAAUUUGAGAUGUUUGAUUACAGGGUUGUGAUGUCAUAUGCCCCCAUGGCAUACAAAAAAUGAUGUUUUUCCGAAAAAGUUAAAAGGAGAAUUUUAGAAAGCUCUUCACAUUGAUUACCUAUAGAUACUUGAAAGAGACCACAGCUGUCAGGCUCCAAAAAAUGACAGAAGCGCCAUAACUCCAUAUGACGACUUUUGGCCACUGUGGUUGUAUGGAAAGAGCUGCUUUAGUUUAUUUAAAAAUGUUUUUUUUUGUCCCAAGAAAAACACAACACACCAGUUUGGAAAGAGGAAGAAAGCAUUUCAUGUCAUUCACAAAAACUAGCCAUUUUUAUUCUGAAAUAUUUUGGUCUGUUCCAGUUUGCAUUUUUUCCACGGUGUACAGUAUUCCUGUAUUUUCCUUGCCUUCAUCCGUAAGACCGACACUUUUCAAAGUCGCACUGCACUUGAUCUCUGAAAGCCUUAAAAAGAGUCAAAUGAUCCCUUUCUUUUACGUACUACAAGUGCACUUUUGGGUAUGUCAGAUCUGGAUGGCACCUACAGAAGCUUUAGGUGGAGAGGUCUUCAUCUCAUUCCUUCAUUUACAUUCAUUUUAACCAGCAUUCCACCAAGCGAAAACGUGUCGUAGAGGAUGACAGCAGCAUCUUGGGUGGGAUUUUAUACAGUAUCUAAGGGGCACAUUUACGUAGCCCUAAUAAUGUUUUUCUACUCUUGUAGUGGUGUGGCUUGCUGCACUCAUGGUUCAUGUGUUGGUGCUCUACGUUAGAGUGAUUUCUGAGCACAUUUGUAGUGCUGCACUAAAUGAAGCAACACCAGGUCAUACCGCUGAAUAUCAACGCUAACUGUGUUGCCUAACCGGGACUAAUAUGCUAUGGUGUUGAUUAAUGCAUGCACACCAAAGCAGUGUUAAGAACUACGUCAAAUUAGCUUUUGACUUCUUGUUAUGUGUUUGAUUUGAUGAUUAUUUUGAAUUCGUUUCGUUUGACUUUUGUAUCACAGUUGGUGGUACUGAUUGUGUUACUACAUUCAUCUGUUUGUCUUGAAGUAUGUGUAGUGUGUUCUGUUCACUAUGCACUACUCAGUUCCACGAAUCAGUUACGAACAACAGUUCAAUAUAAACCACUUCUGAGUUACUUAAUGGCAGAAGAGAAUACAUUUGCAUUUUACCUGCAUUAUAAGAUGAAUAUUGCCUAGAAUGUAACAGAAGUUAUUGCGAAUAAGAUUUGGCCUUUGAAAUGCACUUUAGGAUUUGUUAGCAAGUAACUGGGAUGCCCGAAAACCGAUGAAACGUUUGUAACAUGCAGAAACAUAUAUGUAAAUAUGCUGCUUUGCUUGUUCAAUUAAAAAGCAAAAUUUUU
Molecule: messenger RNA, 3495 nt
Organism: Misgurnus anguillicaudatus (oriental weatherfish)
Lineage: Eukaryota; Metazoa; Chordata; Actinopteri; Cypriniformes; Cobitidae
Source: RefSeq, a predicted model, not a curated record